AUGAGCAGGAAUCGAAGAACGAUCGCUCCCAGAGGAAUCGACAGCCUCGCAGAUGCUGUGUUCCUAGUGGAAUUAUCACAGGAAGAAUGCGAUAAUUAUUGGACAUUUCAACGACAGGAACUGCACCGCAAAAAGCGUGCAGCGCGACGUCGCCCGAUGACUAAUGACGUGGUGAAAGUUUCGCGAGGAUUCCGAAAAAUACCGCUCCGUUGCAUCCGCGACUAUUGA
Molecule: messenger RNA, 228 nt
Organism: Leptosia nina
Lineage: Eukaryota; Metazoa; Arthropoda; Insecta; Lepidoptera; Pieridae
Source: the annotation of a GenBank genome assembly